AGAGAUCAUCUCAACGAUCAAGUGCAAUCCGGAUAUCCCUUAACGGCAGCAAUUAUGAAGGCGUUCAUCAUUUUGUCUAUGGCUGUUGCCAUUGCUUCUUGUGCAGCAGUUGACGAAUCUUCGAAGAAGGAAAAACGUGGCCUCUGGGAUCUUGGACACGAACUUAAUGACUUUGACGAUGAUCACCACGAUCAUCACCUGGAUCACCACGAAGUCAAACAUUUGCAUACAACCAUCACCAAGAAGGUUCCCGUCCCAUACCCAGUGGAGGUCGAGAAACACGUUCCAGUCGAAGUGAAGGUCCCAUAUCCAGUUCACGUUGAGAAGAAGGUCCCAGUUGUGGUCGAGAAGAAAGUUCCAGUAUACGUGGAGAAGAAGGUUCCAGUCCACGUUGACCGCCCAGUUCCAUACCCAGUCGAGGUGAAGGUUCCAGUCAUCAAGAAGGAAUACGUCGAAGUGCCGAAACCGUACGCAGUUCAUGUUGAGAAACCCGUUCCAGUAUAUGUCCACAAGCCAGUGAUCGUUGAGAAGCCAGUUCCAGUGACAGUCCAUAUCAAGGAGCACAAGAAGCACUGGAGUCUGUUCUAG
Messenger RNA from Toxorhynchites rutilus septentrionalis, 588 nucleotides. Its product is annotated as mantle protein-like. The transcript has 2 exons. The coding region runs from base 55 to 588 and encodes 177 amino acids. NCBI's taxonomy places the organism in Eukaryota, Metazoa, Arthropoda, Insecta, Diptera, Culicidae. The record is from RefSeq and is a predicted model, not a curated record.